UGUUUAGCUGAGAUACAACCUGCCGCAGUGUACGCCCUUUAAAACAAAUGUUAGACACGGAACAAGGAAGUUCAGCACCUGUUGUCGCUGCCUCUUUAUAGACUUACAACACCUACUGCGGUUAUUAGUGAGGUGUUGCGAAGCUUCAUCAUGUUAGAAGCUGAGGAGGAAGGAGUGCCCAUUGAGGAACAGCAGCAUCAGCUCAGCUCUUCUUCCGGCGGGCAGGAGGACACUCAACCUGCUGCCCGCACAGAGGGCACAGAGGAGCGGGCAGUGAAGGGCGGAGUGGCCCCCUCCACUGCCCGCACAGAGGGCACAGAGGAGCGGGCAGUGAAGGGCGGAGCGGCCCCCUCCCAGUAUAAUUCCAUCUCUGUGGAGUCAUCUCCGGAACAGUUCAAGCUCAGGAGGUUCUUCGUGUUGAGGCCUGGCACUCUGAAUCAGGCCAUCAAAGACGUUGAAGCUCUGGUGGAUAAAGAAAUAGAUGGCAGCCUUCGCAGCAUUUGGCUGAUGUCAGAGGUGGAUCACUGGAACAAUGAAAAAGAGCGUCUUGUUCUCAUCACAGACAGCUCUCUCCUGGUCUUCAAAUAUGACUUUGUCAUGUUCAACUGUGAUCAAAUCCAGAGGAUCCCACUGAACUUUGUGGACCGCAUCUCCCAUGGCACCUUCAGCUUCCCAAAGCGCUCUCUGCUUCAUGCUCUCUGCGACAUCCAUAACUUUCGCGAGCAGCUCAAAGAUGCGGCGCAGAAAGUCCACGCCUUGAAGCCAGUUCCUGGGAAGGCCAAUGGCGUCUUGGUCCUGAAGCAGCCAAUCCAAAUCGAGGCUUACGUGGGCGUCAUGUCUUUCCUCGGAAACCAGAACAAACUGGGAUACUGUAUGGCUCGAGGAAACCUUGGCUUCUAACUCGUCUACAUUUUCUAAUAUUUUGGUUCAAAUUGUGUGCUAUAAUUUAUAAGGCUUGAAUUCAUGUCGAUAAGCUUGUUUACAGAGAGUUCAUUCAAAUUCUACAAGGAUUGACCAAAAAUGUUUCCACAUUCAGGUUUGUGUCACAGCCUGGGUUCUCAUGAUGUUCUGUGUGAGGUUUAAACAACUGUGUGAUUUCCCCCGCUGCUUAUUACCAGUGUGUGGUGUCUGAGCACUCAGAAAUAUCCACAUUUCAACACGGCUCUUCACUGGAUGACGGAUCCCCCACUGCUCUCAAGGAGCUUUGUUAUUUGCUCCUCAGUGAUAUGGUAAUUCAACUCUUUCGCAAUGGGACUCCUUUCUUCCUCCCCCAGUGUCUCUGUUAAAAGCUCAUUCCCAUGCCAUUCUGCCCCUUAGAGAUUCACUGGAGCAUGGGGGCACAUUUGUCAGUUUAGUUGUAUCAUUCCUAGUGUAUUUUUACAGUGCAUACAGUUUUGGAAUUUCCCCUUGAUUUGUGUGUUUACUGUGUGUAGCUCUGCCUUGUUUUGGUAUCAUCUGUUAGUCUUAUGAGCCUGUCACAGACAUAAAAUGUAGGCUUACAUAUUUUGUACAUAGUACAUAUGUCUGUACUAAAUAAGAAUUUAUGUUUGCUGAAGGAUAAACCCAAUGGUGAGAAUUGACACUUCAGAAAUGCCACAAUUAAUGAUGUCCUGCUGCUGCAGUUAUAGUACAAUAAUAUUAGUACACAUUAGACCCACUAGGUCUUUUUUUUUUGGGUUGCAAUAUGCCUGUACUGUUGUCUGACUGCUGUACUUGUUUACAUUUAAAAACAAUAAAAAGUUGUUCACAAAAAAAAAUUAAAUGAAAGCGCCAUCUGAUUUCAUGCUUCACACAGUGCAAGUAGUUUUCCACACAGCAGCAGGGCACAUUUAAAUUGGGUUACCUUGCUCAGGAGUAACAGCUUGUUGUGGCAGCAAUUGACUGUUAUAUUAGACCCUGCAAUAUUUAAAACUAAUGUGGUGUUAAAAAUGACCAAAAUGACCAUGUCUUUAAUUGUGGAUGUGUUUUUGAUGAAUGAUCGUGGUCAGCACUGACGUUAGUAACAAAUACAGUUUCAUAUGACCAUUUUAGUGUAAAGCAGGAUGCUUAGGUUUGCUUCAGCAGUAACGUAUUACAGCUAUAAAGAGAGCAGUGCUGGGUAGGUUGCUUGAAAAAUAAGGCUGUCCGUGGGGUCUUGACAGGUUUUAAAAAUUUGGAUUAAUAAAGUUAACAUUACUUUGAUUUUUCAGUCUUGCUUUUAAAUGUAUUUUUUGAAAAAACAUGCUACAAAAUGAAACCAAUGUGGAACCAAUACAGAUUUUCCUUCA
Molecule: messenger RNA, 2267 nt
Organism: Morone saxatilis (striped sea-bass)
Lineage: Eukaryota; Metazoa; Chordata; Actinopteri; Moronidae
Gene: tprg1
Product: tumor protein p63 regulated 1
Cellular component (GO): cytoplasm
Source: RefSeq, a predicted model, not a curated record